Meriones unguiculatus (Mongolian gerbil) is the source of this 1509-nucleotide messenger RNA. RefSeq names its product mannose binding lectin 2 (gene Mbl2). The coding region runs from base 504 to 1322 and encodes 272 amino acids. NCBI's taxonomy places the organism in Eukaryota, Metazoa, Chordata, Mammalia, Rodentia, Muridae. The record is from RefSeq and is a predicted model, not a curated record. Gene Ontology annotation, cellular component: rough endoplasmic reticulum; multivesicular body. The transcript is spliced from 7 exons. Gene Ontology annotation, biological process: positive regulation of phagocytosis; surfactant homeostasis.
UGUCUCCUUUCCCUAGCUGCUCUUCAUUUGCCUUGGCUUCCCAUCUCGGCUGAACGGCCCUUAGGUACUCAAGUCAGAAACUCGUGUACAGAAUUUCUCAUCGUUUCACACUGAGCUAAUUCCUGAGCUCAACCGUCUGUACUUCCCAAACGUCUCUCAGAUUUGUUCACCUUCUUGAGUCAACUGGCCACUCUCAUCGGUCACUUAGAUGAUCAGGAUUUUCCAUUAUAUGACAGAUCAGAUUAUCAUUCACAGAUGAAGAAAUUUUUCUUUUUUCUUUUUGUAAUUUGGGCUACAAAACUGAAGUUUCCAAAUAUAUGAUACAUAGAAUAUUACUUUGCCUCAAAAAAGAAUGAAGUCAAGUAACAGAUGAAAUUGGAAGACACUAUCCUAAAAAUAACAAACCAGAGCCCAUACAAUAAUUAUUGCAAGAUUCCAACAAGGUGCUCCAUCUAAGAUAUUUAACUUCUUGGAGACAGAGAGUAAAACAGCAGUUACCAGAGAUGGUAAGGAGGUUGAAGGAGAGCUUCCUUGCUGCUGAAUCCUUGCUGUGCCAAAGCCCUGGAAGUCAUUUCUGGGUGAGGACCAUGUCCCUGUUCUCAUCUUCCCUUCUCCUGUGUCUGGUAACAGCAUCUUAUGCAGAGACUGUAACUGAAGCUUCCCCAAGCACCUGCCCUGUGAUUGCCUGUAGUUCUCCAGGCCUGAAUGGCUUACCAGGCAGAGAUGGACAUGACGGUGCCAAGGGAGAAAAGGGAGAACCAGGUCAAGGGAUUAGAGGCUUGCAAGGCCCUCCUGGAAAGGUAGGGCCUGCAGGACCCCCAGGGCUUCCAGGGUCAAAAGGAGCUGUGGGGCAGAAAGGAGACUGUGGAGAGAAAGUAGAAUAUGAUUCUAGCCAAAUUGAUUCAGAAAUCGAAGCCCUGAAAUCAGAGGUGGGACGCUUACGAAACUGGCUGACCUUCGCUCUGGCUGAACAUGUUGGGAAGAAGUACUUCAUUAGCAGUCGUAAAAAGAUGAGCUUUGACAGAGCGAAGGCUUUGUGCUCCCAAUUCCAGGGCUCUAUGGCCACCCCUAGGAACGAAAAGGAAAACAAGGCCAUCCUGAACGUGGCCAGAGAUGACGCCUUCUUGGGCAUAACAGAUAUGGAGUGGGAAGACAAUUUUGUGGAUCUGACGGGAAACAAGGUGGACUACACUAAUUGGAAUGGCGGUGAGCCCAACAAUGUAGGCGGCGCUGAAGACUGCGUGGUGCUUCUGUCGAGUGGCAAGUGGAAUGACAUCCCUUGCAGCGACUCCUUCUUGGUAGUCUGUGAAUUCUCUGGCUGAGGGUGUUUGUUUGGCAGCCCUCCUCGAUGCUGUGUGUGCUGCUCUCCAUAAGUCCACAAUUUGUUCUCAAGUAUAAGAUAUGUGGAAACACAAACAAUUAAACGUUAGCUAUGCAGUUAAACUACAACACUUUUUGGAAUAGUAGUUUCUUGUGAAGGUGUAGAAAUAAAAAUGAGUUUAUCUUUCA